Diutina rugosa is the source of this 690-nucleotide messenger RNA. RefSeq names its product ESCRT-II subunit protein (gene VPS22). Gene Ontology annotation, biological process: protein transport to vacuole involved in ubiquitin-dependent protein catabolic process via the multivesicular body sorting pathway. Bases 1 to 690 code for a protein of 229 amino acids. The record is from RefSeq and is a predicted model, not a curated record. The transcript has a single exon. NCBI's taxonomy places the organism in Eukaryota, Fungi, Ascomycota, Pichiomycetes, Serinales, Debaryomycetaceae. Gene Ontology annotation, cellular component: ESCRT II complex.
AUGUCUUUUGACCGAGCCGCCUAUUCCCGGGUGGGGAAGUCGCUCGUGCAAAAGCACCAACAACAUCUUGACACCCAGCUUGAAGUGCUUCGCCAGGCUCUCGUCAAUUUCGCCAGCGAGCAUGCCAGUGAUAUCGCCGCCAGCCCCGAGUUCACCGCCAAAUUCACCCAGAUGUGCGUUCUGGCAGGCCUAGAUCCGUUGAAGCUUAUGCUGCUACGACGUCUGUCGUCAUCGUCGCAAGAACCCCUGGCGGUAGCGGUCCGGGUGAUGGAAUUCUGCCAACAAACGAUCCACAUCAAUGGCGGGCUUAUUGCGGUGUCUGACCUUGCUACACAGCUUCUGGACGCUGAUAUUGGCCUUACAGUAACGGAAGCAGAGGUGGUGAAAGCUGUCGAUGCUCUCCAGAAGCUAGGCCCCGGGUACUCGCUCAUCACCAUCAACUCUCAGCGAUGGCUCAAAUACUCCAGUGCCACCGACGACAUGCUGAGCGACCAGCACAAGUUGUUGGAGCUAUGCCAGUUCAUGGGCGGCUACGUCACCUACCGGUUGUUGCGGGACAACUACGGGUGGGAUGGCGAGCGGUGUCGGCGAGUGGUGGACGAGAUGAUUCUGCAGGCGCUUCUAUGGAUCGAUAACGGGCCGCCAAACUCUACGGAAUUGUUGUUCUGGGUGCCCACAAACCUAGGGUAG